Prorocentrum cordatum is the source of this 998-nucleotide messenger RNA. The record is from the annotation of a GenBank genome assembly. NCBI's taxonomy places the organism in Eukaryota, Dinophyceae, Prorocentrales, Prorocentraceae.
CUCAUAGCCAUGUGCUCGUAGCCUUGUGCGGCCGCACCGCGGUUCUGCCUGCCUGGGCAGCCGCGGCCUCGCCAUGGCGGCCGGCCUUCGCUCGCCAGGCCUGGAGGCUCGCGUGGCGUCUGCCAGCGGGGGCCGCCUCCGCAUCCAGGAGACCAAGGACCGCGGGCGUUGCUUGCAGGCAGUGGUUGAUGCGGCUUGUGGGACGCUGUUGGCUGAGGAAGAGCCUCUGGCCCUGGGAUCAUCCGACGGCCUACGUCUUGCAGAGGCUUGCGCUCAGGGCAGCGACUUCGACGCCAGUGAGGACCUCCUGGCCAGCUGCGUCCUGCUGCACGCCGGGGUCGGCGGGGAGCUGGCUCGCAGAGCCACCGCGCAGGAAUUGGAUUGGGCUACUGAUACGGCUGACGCGGAGGACCAGGCCACCUUGCAGCUCCAUGGAUCUCUGCGGGAUGAUUUGCGAGAAGCCGUUGCAAUCGAGGAGAUCUCGGGAUUAGGCGACCGAGGCUUUGAAGAGAUGUUGUUGGGCCAGGCAGUUCACGCUGCUUGGUCGGACCGAGGGACCCAACAUCGGGAUCUGCAGUGACAAUGGUUCGAUAAUGUCUCCCAAUCUCCAGCACGCUUGCGCAAAGGUUCUCUCGCGCUGGAUUUAGACCUGACGGUGGAGAGCUUGAUGGAUGCUUAAGAUCAGACCCCAGUCUUGGAAACCCCGCCACGCCAGCGAAUCCCAUGUCUCGCGGAUCCCCAUGGUUGGCCUUCCUCCUGCGACUCGCAGGGUCCCCCUCCCCAGAGCAAGGUCACCUCUUCAGGGUCCCCGUGGUCGAGUCCCGAACGUCGCAGCGUGGAGGGCGAAAUGCAGUAUGAACGCCGAGACGUGGGCAGAGCUGGCAGAUCUCAAAGCCGUGGGGCUGGGGUGUACUCGGGCUGGUGGGAGUGCGGAGCCCAUGAUGGGCCAGUUUUCCACCACCACUGCCAUGGGUAGGAGAGGGAGGAGGAAGAGGUCG